CUCGGCGCGACAGAACGACAUUGGUGAUGAUUAGACGCGCAUAAAGUCACGACCAUUUCUAAUCAUACUUGUCAUAUCACGGGCAAUCAAUGAUUUCCAUGGAUGGAUGUAACUCUCGUCUCACUGUGGCUGCUUACCCGUCUCAACGUCGCUACCGCCUAAUAAACGGCGAGACUCAGCUAAUGCUGAGUAAACCCUCGUUGAUAAACGGGAUUUAAAUAAAAUCCCUCCAUGGCUCCAUGGAUUUAUGAAGAUCUUCACCGAUCUAUCCGCAGUGAAAAUUGAAAUCUAUCUUUAUCACCAAGCUACAACCGCGCGCAGUAAAAAUCACACCAAAGACAAUGGCAAUUACACAUACAGCCCAGGACGUCAUCACGACGCUGAACCUGGCACCACAUCCAGAGAAGGGCUACUACGUCGAGACAUUCCGAGACGCAAAUACAUUACCCGGGGGUCGCGCAAACAGUACUUACAUCUACUACCUCCUUGAGGGUGAGUCCGGCCUCUCACACUGGCACCGAGUCCUCGACGCCGUUGAAGUCUGGCACUAUUACUCCGGUGCGCCGCUGCGACUCUCGCUAUCAUGGGACGAUGGUGCACCUGUUCGCGAUCUCGUUCUCGGCCCGGACAUUUGGCAGGGUCAAAGGCCGCAGAUUAUGGUUGAGCGCGGAGAAUGGCAGCAUGCGCUGUCUUUGGGGGACUGGACUCUUGUGGGCUGCUCUGUUGCGCCUGGGUUUGAGUUUGGGAGCUUUGAGAUGGCAGAUCCAGGCUGGGAACCAAAGGGCGCAGCGAAGGAAUGAUAGAGGAGCUUAUAAAGUCUGCGGCAAAGCCACUAUCAGGCGGCGGGAUGCAGCUGAGAUGGAGUCGCGGACAGGACUGCAUGUAGACGCGGUCGAUAGGUAAAUUAUUUAUCGCAAUUCCCAAAGCUCGACUACCAGACUGAGAUUUUGAUAUCCAUUUGUAGCAUUCAGCUCUACAUGUAGCUUGUCAGAGUCGUUCCGAAUAGGGAUGACCGAUCGCAGCAACUAGAAGC
Molecule: messenger RNA, 1033 nt
Organism: Aspergillus versicolor CBS 583.65
Lineage: Eukaryota; Fungi; Ascomycota; Eurotiomycetes; Eurotiales; Aspergillaceae
Product: cupin domain-containing protein
Exons: 2
Coding region: 342-800 (152 amino acids)
Cellular component (GO): intracellular anatomical structure
Source: RefSeq, a predicted model, not a curated record